AGUGUCAUGUUCUACCUGGCGGCUGCUGUGUCCGACUUCUACAUCCCGACCUCGGAGAUGCCCGAGCACAAGAUCCAGUCCUCAGAGGGACCCCUUCAGAUCACACUGAAGAUGGUGCCAAAAAUGCUGUCUCCUCUCGUCAAAGAAUGGGCCCCAGAGGCGUUUGUUAUCUCCUUUAAACUGGAGACAGAUCCCUUGAUCUUAAUCGAUAAAUCCCGGCAGGCUCUGGAGAAAUACCAUCACCAGGUGGUGGUGGCAAAUAUCCUGGAGUCCCGGAGAACCUCCGUUAUUAUCGUCACCAAAGACUCACAGACUCCGUUAUCUCUUUCCGAUGAGGAAAUAGCUCAAGGCAUGGAAAUAGAGGAGAAGAUAGUGAACUAUCUGCAGGGCCAGCACACCCUCUUUAUAGAGAAGAAGGUCUGA
Messenger RNA from Nestor notabilis (Kea), 423 nucleotides. RefSeq names its product phosphopantothenoylcysteine synthetase (gene PPCS). Gene Ontology annotation, cellular component: nucleus; cytoplasm. Gene Ontology annotation, molecular function: phosphopantothenate--cysteine ligase activity. The record is from RefSeq and is a predicted model, not a curated record. NCBI's taxonomy places the organism in Eukaryota, Metazoa, Chordata, Aves, Psittaciformes, Psittacidae. The coding region runs from base 7 to 423 and encodes 138 amino acids. The transcript is spliced from 2 exons. Gene Ontology annotation, biological process: coenzyme A biosynthetic process.